This is a messenger RNA of Owenia fusiformis, 1204 nucleotides long. NCBI's taxonomy places the organism in Eukaryota, Metazoa, Annelida, Polychaeta, Sabellida, Oweniidae. The record is from the annotation of a GenBank genome assembly.
UCAAUGUUUUGGACGAUCGUCUGUGCUGCAGUUCUACUCACUGGGAGCGAUGGCAAGAGAAGAUUUAGCAACUGCAAGGAGAUGCUGGAACAGAUGCCAACAAUGCAAGACUCAAUUAGCUCCCUUUCCGAAGACGUUGCUGGGAUAAAAGCAGACUUGGCAGUAAUUAAAGACUUCAUCAUGGAAAGAGAGACUUGUGGCACAGCUGGAACUAAACCGCCAUCUGACGUGCUGGCAAGAGACUGUAGUGAAUUAUCCGAUGGAGUAGCUGAUAUUAUAACAGAAAGUGGACGCAAAUUCCAAGCCAAGUGUGAGGAUGGAUGGCUCAUUGUUGCUAACAGAGAAGAUGGUUCAGUGGACUUUAACAAAAACUGGCAAGAUUUUAAAGAUGGUUUUGGCUCACUAAAUGGGGAACACUUCCUUGGGUUUGAAAAUAUAAGAUCAGUGCUGACCCAAGGGAAAUACGAGAUGAGGACUUCAUUUACGAGCUGGGAACCGGAAACUCGGUAUAUCGACUAUGAAAAUGUAUCCAUCAGCGACGAAGCUACUGGCUACCGUCUCAAAUACAAAUGGCCUGCAACUAAAGGUACGAUGAAUAAUGCAAAUGGACUUGACCUGGCCUUCACAACUAAGGACCGAGACAAUGAUAGUUGUGGUGAUUGCAACUGUGCUAUUGACUACAAAGGUCCGGGAUGGUUUGGGCGAUGUUUAGCAUCUAAUCAAUUUGGACCAUAUAUUCAUAAUUCCACAUGCCCUGAGCCAUAUUUUUGCAUGACGUGGGGAAGCGGUUGGCCAGAAUCGUUGGACGGUACGAAAUAUAACAGCAAGUACUCGUUCAAAGCAAUGGAUAUGAAGAUAAAACCGAGCAACACCGUUCCCGAAAAAUAGAAAAUACAAUUAAAUUAUAUGUAAGAGAAUGGUUCAGAACAAAAAAUAAAGAAUUUAAAAUCAAUUGCAAUAUUGUUGUGGCUUUAUCUGCAUUUUUAAUAAAAUGGUGUUAUAAGUUGAAAACUUGCGCAAAUGUUUCCUAUUGGUGCUAUUUUGUUUUCAAAUAUGGCGCCCAUUCGGAUGCCUGAGAAUACCAUACAAUGAAUCUAAGCAAGACACUUUGGCCUUUGUAAUACAAUGAUUGGGAUUUAGUAGAGUGAUUGUGAUUUGUAUCAUUUAUUUUUCUUAGCUUUACUUUCACUAUCAUAGCAAUUAA